AUGUCACAAAUAUCAGAAAACGUCCGCCUGAUGUUAGUACAACUUCUACCUGCGUCUAUUAUAAACGAUAUUAAAUGUUUUGCGUUUUACGAUAAUCAUCCUCGAGAUGAGAAGAAUAUUGAUAUUACGAUAUGUACUGGUGCAGGAGAGGUUAGAGAGUACUUUCAGCGAGAUUUGGUGUCUUCUGUCAACCUCCAAAAUGAGGGAGUUACCACAGAAAUCAAGUUAAUAAGAAACAAACGGUGUGAGCUUUUCUAUUUAGUGGCAGGCGGUGGUGAACUUACUAUAUUAUCCCGAAAAGAAAAAUUAAAAAUACAUGAAAGACUAAUUGGUGUCUGUAAUUACAAAAUAAGUGAUUCUGCGUGCAGUGGUGAAGCAGUACUGAACGUUUUUCUUAAGUAUAGUGAAAUCCCAGUUGUACCGGACGAUAACUUUAAAAAUUUUAAGCCUUUAGAAUAUUCUUCUAGUCCUUCCUGCCCACUGCUGAAUGAACCAAUAGUAACACAAUUGAAGAUAAAAUUAACAGAAGCUAAGUUUACUGUUAAAUCUAAUGAGCAGUCUCUUAAAGAAUUCUUACAUCUUCGGCAGCUAAUCUGUUUUUCGGUAUAUACGAAGAUUCACCCUAAAUUAGGUGAUUCUUUAUUUAGCGAUAAUCUGAAUGAGGUGGGUAAUGCGUUGAAUAUUUUUACUCAAAAGCCAUGGAUCAAAACUUGCAAUAACAAGAUUGUUAUUGUUCACACUGUCUGCAAUGGUAAUGAAGAGCCCUUAGAAAACGUGCAAAUACUUAUUCAUGGAACAACAGGAAAAUCAAUAGAAUACACAACAAAGAUAUUUGAAAAAAUGAGUACUCCACCUUUUUGGAAAGAGACACAGUCUCAAAAGUUAUUAUGUAAUGUAGAAUCGGCUUUAGUUGUAGUUGUUGAUUUGAAAGAACUGAAAGAUAAUAUUAUCAGAAGAAUAGAGUGGAAUGAAGUCAUAAUUUAUAAGAAUGAAGAACACGAAUGCAUACUCCCAAUUGAUGCUGUAACACUGUCCUCUAAGGAUAUAAUGGGAGAACAGUUUGAUGUGAUGUGCAAUGAUCUUUCAGAUAUUAACAUAAUCCUAGCUGUAUUAGCAACAACGGAGAAAACUGAACUCAUAUUACGCCACAUAAAGAGGUCUAAUGAGCAGAAUGUAACUAUUGAUAUGUUCUAUAAAUAUUUAAAUAUGGAAAGAGUUCCUAAUUCUGAUAACAUAGUGGUGCACAGAAAGUCUCCCUAUCAUGCACUAAAUGGUCUUAUGAUUAUCUUAGAAGGAAGGAAUGAAGAAACAGGUCAACUAGCAGUAGCUGUUUACUCCAGGUGUCCAUCACAAACUUUAGCUUUGGUUCACUACAUACAAGAUGCUGUACCAUUAAGAAUUAUAACUACAACGCCUAACUAUAAAAUUACUUCAAAGAGUGACACAUUCUCAUCAUAUAAUGAAAAUACAGCGAUCGUUUCUGAACAAGGUCCAAACUACAUGAGCUAUGCCACAUCUUUGUUGAACCGUACCUCUCUAGUGCUUGAUUAUCUAGAUAAUUCCAUGAUAAGUAUGUGUGAAUCAAACGAUGCCGUGGUUCUAAAUAAAAUUGGCACCGAAAUAGACCUCUUUGCUCAGGGUGAAGUUGGUCUUCAUGAAUUUAAGAAGAAAAUGUGGGACGAGGCGAGGAAGGGAGUGGAAAUUCUAGCAGAGAAGAGAGUAUCGGUGCCUGUAUCUGGUGGGAUGUCUGUGGACUGA
Molecule: messenger RNA, 1758 nt
Organism: Arctia plantaginis
Lineage: Eukaryota; Metazoa; Arthropoda; Insecta; Lepidoptera; Erebidae
Source: the annotation of a GenBank genome assembly